AUGGUACCUUUAUCUGAGUCCAAAUAUAUUUCUUCACCUCAAUCAUCUCAGAAUUUGUCUGAAGAGUUUGCUGAGGCUGCACAACAGCUAAAAAAUGAAGCUCCAAAAAUCCAAUUUGGUAAAAUCGAUGUCACCCAACAUGAUUUGAGAAAAGAAUUUAAUAUCCCAGAGUUUCCUACUGUGAAAUUUUUUGUGGAUGGCAGCAGGGAAGAUUCCAUAGACUGCAAAGGCAAACUAUAGACCUCAGCCUUUAUUACAGGGGUGAAAAGAAGAACAGGACCUAGCACUCUUUUAAUCAACUCUACUGAUCAGGCUGAAGCCACCAUACAUGCUGGCGAUUUGACAGUGAUUGGCUUUUUUAAGGAACUUCACAAUGAUAGUAUGGAAGUUUUCUGUGAGACAGCAAGAGAUGUGUCAGAGAUACCUUUUGGGAUGACAGCCAGCAGGGACAUCUGUGCUAACUACAGCAUCCAAAAGAACACUCUUGUUGUGUUUCAGAAGGGAAAACCUGUGCAUAACGAAGUGCUUGAAGGUGGCAGACAGAAAAAACUGGAUCUAACAAGGCUAAUCAAGUUUUCCUUGGAUAUGGUCACUGAAUAGAACCUUGAGACAUCUGUGGAGAUUUUUGAUGUCCCUGUUGAAAAUCACAUCCUGCUGCUCACCCCAAGGAACUCAGAGACAUUCAGUGUGAUUUAUGAAAACUGCAAAUCUGCAGCAGAGGAAUUCAGAGGAAAGAUAACGUUUGUCUUGGUGGACACGAAUGAAACAAGGAAUGGAUGAGGUUUUGAGUAUUUUCACAUCAGGGAUACUGCUGUGAGAAUCCUAAAUCUGACAAGUGAUGCAAAGUACAAAAUGCCUGCAGAUGAGGUGACUGGGGAGAACCUGAAAGAAUUUUGCCAUAAUUACCUGAAUGGAAAAGCAAAGGUACAUCUCUCUUCAGAGGACUGGGACAAGGUGCCUGUCAAAGUGCUUGUUGGGAAGAAUUUCAACAGGAUUGUCUUCAAUAAUACCAUGACUGUGUUUGUUAUGUUUUAUGUCCCUUGGUCCAACAACUGCAGAAAACUCCUGCCAGUUUGGGAUAAGCUAGGAGAGCAGUAUGAAAGCCAUAAAGGCAUAAUCAUUGCAAAGGUAGAUGUCACAGCAAAUGACAUCCUGCCUGUUGGAUGGGAUUGUUUUCUGUUCUUCAGACUCUUCCCUGCUGGACCAGAUUAG
Calypte anna (Anna's hummingbird) is the source of this 1212-nucleotide messenger RNA. RefSeq names its product protein disulfide isomerase like, testis expressed (gene PDILT). Gene Ontology annotation, biological process: protein folding. Gene Ontology annotation, cellular component: endoplasmic reticulum. NCBI's taxonomy places the organism in Eukaryota, Metazoa, Chordata, Aves, Apodiformes, Trochilidae. The record is from RefSeq and is a predicted model, not a curated record.